Xenopus laevis (African clawed frog) is the source of this 7193-nucleotide messenger RNA. It is a transcript of the gene dse.S, whose product is annotated as dermatan sulfate epimerase S homeolog. Gene Ontology annotation, cellular component: membrane. Bases 1116 to 3986 code for a protein of 956 amino acids. The record is from RefSeq and is a predicted model, not a curated record. The transcript is spliced from 6 exons. NCBI's taxonomy places the organism in Eukaryota, Metazoa, Chordata, Amphibia, Anura, Pipidae. Gene Ontology annotation, molecular function: chondroitin-glucuronate 5-epimerase activity.
UGGGCCCAUGGUCUAAGAUGAAUUGGUGGGCCCCUGGUGAAUUGUUUUUGGGUCCAACACUGGAAUUUAGGCAGGGGGGGCAUCAGGGCAUCUCUGGAUCCUUUGCUACUUCUGAUUUUCCUCGCUCCCUAACCUGGCUGAGAACAAGGGAUGAGAGAGUCAAGAGGGUCACAUUACAUGUCAAUUUGAAACAGACAGGGAAGAAGGGAGGGGGUUGGAUAUCACGGUCAGAUUUUUCUUUUGCAGCUGCAACUUGCGCCCAACCAAAGCCAAUAUAAAUAACUGCAACUACGACCACAACGUGACCCCUAGUAUUAGUGGGCCCUGAGCGAAUGCCUCUUUUUUUAAGCAGUCCUGAGCCAGUCAGUUUGCAUGUCUGAAUUACACCAAUUAAUAAAGACAGAAGUAAUGUUUCUCCCCUGCAUAUUUCCAGCACAUUUUGCACCAGAGCUCUGUACCCAUCUAUGCUGCCUGUUAUUUAAGUGAAGGAAAAUGCAUGUGACUCUAUUUACUUCACGCAAGAAGCCAACACUUACUAACACUCAUGGCCAGGACAAGGGCCGGCACCUCUAUCCAACAUGCCUCCAGUCCCCUGGGCUCCAUGAAACGCCGAGGGUGGGGGAUGUGUCACUUCCUUUUCCAAAUUCCACGGAGAGGGGAACUCUUGGUAUUUCUAUUGCUGACGUUGCACGACACCACACAAAAAUGCAGACCCCUCACUCCCUUCCGUCUCAGCUAGAAAAGGGUUAAACAUGACUGGGGGCGGGGCUACACUGCCAACGAGGCUUCUGCUUAGCGCCGUUCUCUUAAAUUGCGCUCUUCUAUGUAACCCCCUUUUCUUUGCUGGGGGAUGUUGGGAAUUGUAGUUUCACAAGGACCUGUGGCGUCUCUUAGAUUAGCAUAAGUUUUAGUUACGGCUCUGAAUCCGAGCAUGAACCUCUGCCUCCUAGAGGCGGUACCGAGAGGCCAGGGAUGACUCCAAAUCGCAAGGGAUCGCAAGUACAUCCCAGAAGGUGAACUGUGGGUCGCUGUGAUUUCACUGGACUUGGCUCAGAGACCCCGGCUGUAUCAAAGAUGGUCUGGCAGAGCAAGUGGCCUGGAGAUCUAAUGUCACAAUGAGGACUCACACUCGGGGAGCCCCUAGUGUAUUUUUCAUACAUCUGCUUUGUUACAUUGUGGUUUACGGCACAGAAAAGGACAUUAAUACACAAAUACCAUUCCUCAAUGGAAAAUAUGAUGGCUAUCCCAUGCUGUACUUCUCAAAGGGCAACAUGGAAGGACUCCGAGCCCAGGCAGCAAGCAGCCAUCGGCACAUUUCGGCAAGAAUUAAUGAGGCAGUUCAUGUAAUGCUGACCAACCCUAGUGAGUACCUUCCCCCGUGGGAUCCAAAGGAGUUUUCUGCUCGAUGGAAUGAAAUUUAUGGCAACAACCUUGGUGCACUGGCGAUGUUCUGCGUCCUGAAUCCAGAUAACACUGAAGCACUUGGUCUGGCCAGAGAAUAUAUGGAAAGGAUGGCAGCUCAGCCUAGUUGGUUAGUGAAAGAUGCUCCUUGGGAUGAAGUUCCCUUGGCACACUCCCUGGUUGGCUUUGCUACUGCUUAUGACUUUCUAUACAACUCAUUUAGCAAGCAACAGAAGGUGAGGUUUCUAGAGGUAAUCGCCAAUGCCUCAGCAAAUAUGUAUGAAACCUCCUUCAGGAGAGGAUGGGGCUUUCAGUACAUUCACAACCAUCAGCCCACAAAUUGUGUGGCCCUGCUAACUGGAAGUUUGGUGAUGAUGAAUCAAGGUUACCUGCAAGAGGCCUAUUUUUGGACAAAGCAAGUGCUGACAAUCAUGGAGAAGUCUAUGGUUCUAUUAUAUGACGUGACAGAUGGCUCUCUCUAUGAGGGAGUGGCUUAUGGUAGCUACACCACCAGAUCCCUCUUUCAGUACAUGUUCCUUGUUCAGAGGCAUUUCAACAUUAAUCACUUCAGCCAUCCUUGGCUAAAAGAGCACUUUGCAUUUAUGUACAGAACCAUACUACCAGGCUUUCAAAGAACUGUGGCCAUAGCAGAUUCCAAUUAUAAUUGGUUUUAUGGACCCGAGAGCCAGUUGGUGUUUUUAGACCAAUAUGUCUUGAGAAAUGGAAGUGGUAAUUGGCUGGCUGAACAAAUUCACACAAACAGAGUGCAAGAAGGUCCAGGAACACCAGCUAAAGGGCAGCGCUGGUGCACCCUUCAUACUGAGUUUCUUUGGUAUGAUGCAACUUUACAGUCUACACCUCCACCAGAUUUUGGCACACCUCAACUGCACUUCUUUGAAGACUGGGGAGUAGUGACUUAUGGAAGUUCCCUACCAGCGGAAAUUAACAAGUCUUUUCUGUCCUUUAAAUCAGGAAAACUUGGAGGCCGUGCCAUAUUUGACAUUGUUCACGAAAACAAGUACAAAGACUGGAUUAAAGGAUGGAGAAAUUUUAAUGCUGGACAUGAGCAUCCUGAUCAAAACUCUUUUACAUUUGCUCCUAACGGAUUUCCUUUUAUAACUGAAGCUUUAUAUGGACCGAAGUAUACUUUUCUAAAUAAUGCUUUAAUGUUUUCACCUUCUGUAUCUGAAAGCUGCUUUGCUCCUUGGCAAGGUCAGGUUACAGAAGACUGUAGUUCUAAAUGGCUAAAAUACAAGCAAGGGGAAGCUGCAGACUGUCAAGGAAGGGUGGUUGCUGCUGGGGAGAAAUCUGGGGUUGUUUUUAUCAGGGGUGAAGGGGUUGGAGCCUACAGUCCAAACUUGAAAUUGAAAAGUGUUCAAAGAAAUCUUAUCCUGCUACAUCCACAGUUGUUACUCCUUGUAGACCAUAUUCAUUUAGACCGUGGCAGCACUCUGGAAGCAACUUCCAGCUAUUUCCACAAUGUGGAUAUGCCUUUUGAGGCAACCUCAAUUGACAGUGUUCAUGGAGCAGUAAUUAGGCACAAAGAUGGAAUGUAUAAGAUGUACUGGAUGGAUGACACUGGUCGGAGUGAGAAAGCAGUCAUUACUUCAAUUUCUUAUCCACGCGGUUAUCCAUACAAUGGAACUAAUUAUGUGAAUGUCACAACUUACCUCAGGAAACCUAUCACUAGAGCCAUAUAUGUUUUUAUAGGACCUUCUGUGGAUGUUGAGAGCUUCAGUGUCCAUGGAGACUAUCAGCAAGUUGAUGUGUAUCUUGCGACCAGUGAACAUGCAUAUGCUGCUUACAUUUUCACAGGAGAAACACCAAGUCAGUCCAUUUAUGCUAAAGUAGUUGCAGAUAGACAGAAAUUUGUCUUUGACGAGACCUCUUCCAUCAGGAGCUCUUCUCCAGAAGAAGUCAAAGAUUAUUCUGCAAUUCUCGAGCAGAAUCUCCAGCACUUUAAGCCAGUAUUUCAGGAAAAGGAAAAACAAAUUCUAUCCCAUGUCAAAAAUACCGCCAGCUUUAGAAAGACGGCUGAACGUCUGCUUAGGUUUACAGAUAAAAGGAAUACAGAGGAGGCUGUUGAAAAAAUAUUUUCAGUAUCUCAGCAGCAGAAGGAGCAAGGCAAAACAAAAAAAAACAGGAAGGCCACAAAAAAUAACAAAUUUAAAAAUGCUGUACCAGAUCUAUUUGCUCAAAUAGAAGUUAAUGAGAAGCAAACACGCCAAAAAGCUAUGGCUCUGGCACAAAGUGAACUUCCAGUUAAUGAAGAAGAACAAAUGAAAGACCUUUUGGACUUUGUAGAUGAACCUCAAGUCAAGCACAAACCGGUUUCUGUUAGUAAGCAUGCAUCCCCUCAUAUGUUUACAACUUUCCACAGUGGGACUUCAUCUAUUUCGGCCUCUUACACCAGCUUAUUUUUAAUUCUUAACAUUUCCAUCUUCAUAGUUCUGUUAGUACUACAGUUAUCUCGGUUCCUCAAGCCAAAGAGUUUACAACAGAAAAGAUGGCUGUAUGCUAUACUUGCAUUGGAUUUUUGCAUACUGAUGUGGCUGUAUUUGUCAUGCUAUCAGUCUCAGUGUUAGAUGGCAGGCAUGUCAAACCUAUGGCUCUUUAACUGGCAAGUAGUGAUGAGCGAAUCAUUUUACCAUGCAUAGAUUUGCAGCGAAAUUCUGUAUUUUUCACGAAAAAUUUGCUGCAUAGAAAUUCGACAUGACAAAAAUGUCAGUGAGACAAAAACUUGAAAAAUUGACUUUAAUGCAUUUUGCCAAAACAGAAAAUCGGCACAAUAAAAAACACCAGUUGCCUUUAAUGCAUUUGUAGUGAGAAAAAAAAUUGCUCACAUAAAAAAUUGUUGCGCAUAAAAAGUUUUUGUCACCUAUUGACUGCAAUGCAUUUUGCUAAUGUUUUUUCAGUUUCGCUCAUUUUUCGGUGAAGUGAAACAGGACAGAUUCGCUCAUCACUACUGUUAAGCUAUAGCUUCCAGCAAAAGUGACUGGUCAAUACUUGAAAUGGAUGCUUAACAAAGCAGUAGGGCUACAGGUUUGUCCUCCUUUACAUCAGUGCUGAAACCCACAUUGACAACGUGUGGAGAGCAUUAGUAAUAUCCAAAUUCAUCUACAGUUACAGAAAUUCGAAAAUUAUUUUUUUCAUGUUUAUAUUUUUAUAAAGAAAAAAGAUUUGAAAAAGAAAAGUGAAUAAGUUUGUAACUGUCCCUUCACCUCCUGUCAUUUAUAAAAUCUAUUUAUCAUAUUAAAGUUUAAUUUAAAUCCGAACAGAGCCCUAGUAUGAUGUUAAGCUGUUCCCACAGUCUUUUCUUGUUUUUUAAUCAUAAUGAACAACACAUGACUAAACAGGUAUAAAUUGUUAAUGUGAUACGCCCAUGUUUUAAUAUGUUAGCAAUGCUUUAAUAUCACUUUAAAAUGCACAUAUGGGAUCAGUUAUACAAAAACCCGUUAUCCAGAAAGAUCCAAAUCACAGGAAGGCCAUCUUCCAUAGAUUCCAUUUUAAUAAAAUAAUUCACAUUUUAAAAACAUUCUUUUUUCUCUGUAAUAAUAAAACAGUACCUUGUACUUGACCCCAACCAAGAUCUUAUUAAUCCUUAUUGGAGGCAGAACAAUACUUAUUGGGUUUAAUUCAUGUUUCAGACUUAAGAUAUGGAGUUCAAAAUUAUAGAAAGAACCCUUAUGCAGGACACCCCAGUUCUUGAGCAUUAUGUAUAACAGGUCUCAUAUCUGUAAUUGAAUGUGUUAAAACUCAAACCUUGCUACUACUGCCCCAGUUUUCUUACCUGUGUUGACCUACAGCACCUUUUUAGCCAUAGCUGUUAUAACAGUGAAGUCAGGUCUGGUAAGUUGGGUCGUUGCCAGACCCCUAUAGCAGACGUCACUAUUACAGCAGUCAGUGCUGAACUGUUGUAUACAAGGAAGAAGGGGCUGGAGGAAGUGGUUUAAGUUACAUUAGUGGCAGUUUUUUUAAUUGGUAUUGAGAAGAUACCAAUUAAAAGGUAAUAAACCCCUGUCACAUGUUACAUACAUUGAAGUAAUGGAUGUUGUUAGUUAACCUUACCUUGCUUGAAGGUAGAUGUUUAAUUACAACCUUCAUUACUAACACGAUUGUUUGCAUUGCUGUAGUUAAUACAACCUGGUCAUGUGCAGUUCUGGUACUAUGGCAUGUGUCUGGCAUAAUGGAUUUCUAAUGUAAAGCUUAACUACAGUGCAUACAUUUUUUUUUUUGAGUUAACUGAAAUACGUCAAGUAACUUAAUAAAUUACAUAUUUUCAUGAAACGGUAUCAACAGAUUCAGGACAUCAGUGACUUCAAAGGGCUCACCAGGUUGCCUGAACCAACUUACGGCCAUUCAGCUUCUUUUGCAUUGAAGCUACAUACUUUACAUUAAGUGCCUCAAGUUUAUUGAGAGAUGAUUACGUUUCUUUUUAUCUAAUGGUGGUGUUAUCUGAGACAGGGAACUUACCUCUUUGCAUGUUAAAGGAGAAGGAAAGGUUAACUUACUGGGUGUACCCCCAGUGAUUACAAACAUUUAUCCGAUACCCUGAACCAAUUCUACAGUUAGAAACUGCACUGUCCCUGGGUAGUUCAGAGCAACCACCAUGAAGCAUUUCUCAACUUCAAAUCCUUGGCACAGGUUGAUGCAUGGACUGUAGAGUAAAAAAGUCUGCUUUUAGCAUAAAAGUCCUGCAUUUUACUCUGUUGCACAUGCGCACACCCAUGUAGAAGGAAGAUGACAGUUGCACCGUGGUGCUUGCUCAGAAGUUUGCUGCGAACAGGAGAAUGGGGGUAUCAGGUAAGUCAUUAUAAUCACUGGGGAGUGCCUAACAUUUGGAAAUCUUUCCUUCUCCUUUAAGCUGUAUUGUAGAUUUGUUUGUGUUCCACAGCACAGUUACAAGUUGUGUCUUAGUUGAUUUUGUUGAACCUUGUGUGUCUGGGACCAAGGCUGUGAAUAUUAAUGUUGAACAAAGAAAAAUGAACUUAAUGCAACACAGUUAGUGCUAGGACCUCGAUUUGAUUCCAGCCAGGGCACUAUAUGCAAGGUGUUUGUGAGUUGACUCUGGGUACUUGUUUCUACUCUCAAAAAAUAUACAGGCUCCUGACCCUGGUAUGUGUAUAUAACAGGGACUUUGAUUGUAAGCUCCACUGGGGCACCGAUUAUGUAAGUGUAACAUGCUGCAGAAUAUGCUAGCUCUAUUUAAAAAUAGAAUAAUAAUUAACUCCUACAUUGCUGUGUAGUGCAACAUAUGCAAAAAACAUCUUUAGGCGAUUAUGUGUAUAUGCCCAUACAAUCAUUAAUGCAUUGUAAGAACGAUUUUAAAAUGUGUCUUUUUUUAACUUUCAAUCUGUCCCUUAUUUUUACAAACCUCAAUCAAUUGUACCCUGUUAGGAUUUAAGAAGUUGUUUUUUUUCCAAUGAAUCUGUUUGAAGGGGUCCUCUACACCCAAACUUUUUUGCAGAAUAAAAGAAAAUGUAAUUGUAAGCAACUUACGAUUUAACAUUAAACAAUGGUUUUAAAAUUAUUGGUAAUUGUGAUUAAAAUUUUCUCUUGAGACAAUGUAGCAGAAGCCAGCUGGAAGAGAGUUGACACCUGUUACAUUGUAUCAAAAGCCAGCCCCAGAAAACAGAAAAGAAAAAACAAACACUGCUUUCCACUGCAACUAUUUACACAUAUAUAACUUAAUAACUUAAACCGCUAAACAAUUAGAAUGAAUGUAUAUUGGGAAGUUGCUUAGAACUUUAUUUUCUUUCAGUGUGCAUUAAAUUGUUUUUUGGAUAAAAAAA